Messenger RNA from Candida dubliniensis CD36, 1065 nucleotides. RefSeq lists its product as uncharacterized. The coding region runs from base 1 to 1065 and encodes 354 amino acids. The record is from RefSeq and is a predicted model, not a curated record. The transcript has a single exon. NCBI's taxonomy places the organism in Eukaryota, Fungi, Ascomycota, Pichiomycetes, Serinales, Debaryomycetaceae.
AUGUCUGCAUCAAUUCCUACUGAAUCACCAAUUACUACCACUACCAACACCAACACCGCUGAUAUCACUACCAGUGGUACUACUCCAUUGGCUCAUGAAGUCCCAACUCCAGCUGUUUCUUCAUCUUCAUCAACAUCAAUUGCUGGUGCUCAUCACCCAUCCUGUUCAACCACUGAUUUUUUGACUUGGAAAAACCCAAUCAAGACUGGUAAAGUUUUUGGUUCUCUUGUUUUUGGUUUGAUUAUCUUGAAAACCGUCAAUUUAUUCAACAUCUUUUUCCAUUUAGCUUACAUUGGUUUAUUAGUCUCUGCUGCUGCUGAAUAUUCUGGUAAAUUGAUUACUGGUAAAGGUUUCCUUGCUAAUUUCAAACCAACUGGUAAAUUGUAUGCUAAAAGAUUCAAUGAUGAAGUAUUACCAGAAUUGGCUAACUUCAAUGUGCAUUUGGAAGAAAGUUUUAAUAAAAUUGUCUAUUCACACGAUAUUGAAACCACUUUGAAAGCUGCUGGUAUUUCUUAUGUUUUAUAUAAAUUGACUUCAUGGUUUUCAUUAUACACUUUGAUCUUUAUUUUCGUUGUGUUGAUUUUCACCGUUCCUGUCAUUUACAAAACUUACAAGAAGGAAAUCGAUGCUGCUGUUGCUGAUGUUACCAAGAUUAUUAAAUCCAAGACUGCUGAAUUCACCGAAAAGGCUCAUAAAGCUGCUGGUCCACAUAUUGACACUUUAAUCAAAAAAACUGGUCCAAUUGGAAGUUUCAUUCAAUCAAAACUUCCAGUCAGAACUGCUGGUUCUACUGUUGGCGACUCAAAGGCAACAUCCUAUGGUACUGACGCUGAUAAAAAUAUUGCUGCUGGUAACUCAACAACUGUUCCUGUUUCCGUUCCUGCUGCUUCUGCUUCAGCUGAACCAAUUUCAACUGGCCAUUCCACUGGUGCUUCUCAAUUCCCAAAUGCUCCAACUUCUGGUUUACAUCCAAGUACCGUUGAAGAUGUUAUUAAACAAACCUCUGAAGAAGCAGAUGAAUUUGCUGACACUACGCAGGAAUCAUUCAAACAAACCUUACAUUAA